Momordica charantia (bitter melon) is the source of this 1233-nucleotide messenger RNA. RefSeq names its product dehydroascorbate reductase 1 (gene DHAR3). The record is from RefSeq and is a predicted model, not a curated record. Gene Ontology annotation, molecular function: glutathione dehydrogenase (ascorbate) activity. NCBI's taxonomy places the organism in Eukaryota, Viridiplantae, Streptophyta, Magnoliopsida, Cucurbitales, Cucurbitaceae. Gene Ontology annotation, biological process: protein glutathionylation; ascorbate glutathione cycle; cellular oxidant detoxification.
UAUAACGGUACCCUUACCAUUUGUUGUUCUACGAAGCUCUCACCUCAUCCCCUCCCAAAACCCCCCGCCAUCACACGAUCACCAGAAGAAGUUCACUGCAAUGGCGACGCUAAUGUCGGCCUCCAGAAUUCAACCCGCAGCGUGUGUUCUUUCCUCCUCGAUCAAGCGCCUGGGUUUCAAUUCCCUCCUUCGUUCCAAUUUCUCGGUUUCUCUUCCUCGCCAUUCCUCCUCCUGCUUCGCGCGCUCUGGAGGUUCACGAACGCUCUCUAUUUCCAUGUCCGUUACCCCUCUUGAAACCUGCGUCAAAGCCUCCACCACUGUGCCCAACAGCCUCGGCGACUGCCCUUUUUGCCAAAGGGUAUUACUGACCUUGGAGGAAAAGCAUCUACCUUAUGACCUAAAGUUGGUAGACCUGUCAAACAAGCCAGAAUGGUUCUUAAAGAUAAAUUCAGAGGGCAAAGUUCCUGUGAUUAAAUUUGAUGAGCAGUGGGUUGCAGAUUCAGAUGUUAUAACACAAACACUGGAAGAGAAGUACCCAAGUCCACCUUUGGCCACUCCUCCUGAUAAGUCUUCAGUAGGAUCAAAGAUUUUCUCCGCAUUUAUURCUUUUCUAAAGAGCAAGGAUCCUAGUGAUGGAACAGAACAAGCAUUACUUAGCGAGCUAAGUUCUUUCAAUGAUAACAUCAAAGAGAAUGGCCCUUUUAUCAAUGGGMAAGAUAUUUCUGCUGCAGACCUGUCACUUGGUCCGAAGUUGUACCAUCUAGAAAUUGCCUUGGGACACUACAAGAACUGGUCUGUUCCAGACAGCCUACCCUAUGUUCAGUCUUACAUGAAGAGCAUAUUCUCGAGAGAGUCGUUUGCAAAAACUCGUGCACUGCCUGAGGAUGUUAUUGCUGGUUGGCGUCCAAAGGUCUUGGGUUAAAAUCUUUUUGAGGCUGCUGAAUCGUUUGGCACGAGAUUCCGCUUCGCAGGCUCAUUAAGCUUUCCAACAAAUACCAAGCAAUGAGGUUUCUUUUUUCUUUUUCUUUUUCUUGUUUUACCUCCUGCUUCUAGUUCUACUCAAAGCUGUUAUAAAUAGGAAUUAUUGAGUAGUGAAGUAUGCUCAUGUCCAUUAUUACAUAUUGUAAAUUUAAUCUCUCUCUGAAAGGAGGUGGUCUAAAAUGGGUACGUACUCUGCCUUGUAAUCUGAGUUUAUAAAGCAAAUGGUCAACUUAGGAUUCCAUAUUGACUGUA